UACGUUUAAACAUUUCUGAAGUUUUUAUUUGUAAUUUAUGAUACAACCUUUUAUUUUUAUUUUGCGAUCUACAAGGAUAUGAUCUUGUCGAUAUAGCACAUAGCGCAAUCAGCUGUGACGAAUGUUGCGAUUAUAUAUUUUUACACCAAGUGUAUUUAGUAAUGUGUAACAUAAUUAUUAAUUUGUCAUUGAAAUUUCAACGAUCUUGCCCAAACAAUGUUUAACGUUUCUCAUGUGCUUGAUAACAUUUAUUUCUGCUAAUAAAAGUUCCGUGAAUUUAAGUGACUUAAAUAUUUCAACAAGAAUUAUUGAAAUUUACGCGAAAUCUUUAUUAAUAGCUACUUCAGCUGAUGUAAUUCAUUUGUAUAAUUAAUAAUAAUAGUAUUAGCAUAUGCAGCAGUUUUUAGGCAAGACUGUAAAAUGUUUUUAGUUUUCAUUGAUGUUUGAGGUUAUGUUUAUAAUAGAACAUUUCAAUGCUCAUCCUCUGUAAAACAACAAAUUGUUAUAUUAUUUAUCUUUUGCGUUGAAUACUUCAAAGUAUUUGGUGUCUGAGAAAUUUAAGCUGUGUAUAUGCAUAUGCUAUAUAAGCUAUUCAAGUGUCCUGGACUCGAUAAUCUUGGUAUGCACAAUUUUUUGGAUAUUGGAGAAUGGCCGAGGAUGAAGGUAGGGUUGAAUUCGUGACAGAUCCUUGUCCAAUAAAACCCCGUAAAAUCGGACCACAAAAUAUUGUUGUGCGUCUCAGAAGAAGAGAGACGAUAGGUUGUCUUUAUCCAGGAACACAAGUCCUGAUAGCCCGACAAUUCUAUCAGAAUGUCUUCCCAAAUUUCACUGUUGUCAAUGUGGAGAAACCACCAUGCUUCCUCAGGAAGUUCAGUCCAGAUGGAAGAUACCUGGUGGCCUUUAGUGCAGAUCAGACUUCCAUUGAGGUUUACGAAUAUCGAGGAGCAUCAGCAGCUGCUGAUUUGCUAGCAGAAUGCAAGGGGGAAUAUGUCGGUCAUAAAAAUGAUGAGCGUACUUUUCAAAUAAGAAGUAACAUAUUUACCAAGUUUUUCAAGGUGAAAUGGAUAGUCAAUGUUGUACAAAGCAACGAACAACUAAACAGAGAAUGUAGUUUAUUUACUGACGAUGGCAGAUAUGUAAUUGUCGGUUCAGCAGCACAUAUUCCUGACGAGCUUAGACCUCAUUUUUAUCAGAUUUAUUCAAACAAUGAGGCGCUAACUCCAAAUCCAAGAUCGCCACUGGAAGACUACAGUCUUCACCUGGUUGAUCUGCGAGGUGGAAAAUUAUGUGAUACAAGACAUUUCAAAGUAGACAAAAUAUAUUUGUCCCACAAUCAAGGUCUCUACUUGUACAAAGAUAUCCUAGCAGUACUCUCCGUACAGCACCAGACCAUACACAUAUUCCAAAUAUUGGACGGAAUGUUCAUAAACGUCCGAACAAUUGGAAGAUUUUGCUUAGAGGACGACGCAUACCUAGUUACGAGUGCCUGGCCUGGUGUAAAUUGUCGUCCAUUCAGAGACGCGACGAUAAAUAGUCUUAAACAUAAAUUAUUGGUAUACCUGUACAGAAGAGCCGAAUAUAUAAGCGAUACAACGCGGGACCCUUACGAACUACGCCGAUUUUACCAGUACUUCGAUCAGUUGCUGGAUACAAAUCACAUACUGGUGAGAUAUGCCAGUGAGGAAGUAGCAACCUUACAAGCAAACGAACCAAAUGCUCAACCAGCACUUCUAGUAGUUUAUGAUAUGGUGACUGCAAAAGUUCUUGCUGCGUAUGAUAACGCGUCGACGCAAUUAUUAACGCAGUUUGAAAAUUUCAGCGAUUUUUUUCGCAAUGCUCGCAUGAGCACGGACUGCCAAUACAUGUGUUCUCCGUCAAACAACAUUUACGCUAGAUUGAUGCAACAGAGAUUUAAACAGACAAUAGUCAGUGCUCGUUAUGGUGGUCUUACGGAAGCAACUAAAAGAUUGCUAGCGCAAUUGCCAAUAUGUGCACAAUCCUAUUCAAGUUCCCCAUAUUUGGAUUUAUCAUUGUUUUGCUAUGAUGACAAAUGGGUAUCGAUGAUGGAACGGCCAAAAGCUUGCGGCGAGCAUCCUAUAAGAUUCUAUGCCAGGGAUUCAGGAUUACUAAAGUUUCGUAUGUAUGCGGGAAUGCUGGGCAGAACUACUCCUGUGGUGGCGAGAAGACUCGUUGCCUUUACCUUUCAUCCGACAGAUCCUUUCGCUAUUUCUGUUCAGCGCACCAAUGCUGAAUAUAUUGUCAGUUUUCAUGUCCGACAUAUAUAAUACGCUAUAUUGG
Molecule: messenger RNA, 2298 nt
Organism: Cephus cinctus (wheat stem sawfly)
Lineage: Eukaryota; Metazoa; Arthropoda; Insecta; Hymenoptera; Cephidae
Gene: abo
Product: DET1 homolog
Exons: 7
Coding region: 648-2285 (545 amino acids)
Biological process (GO): protein ubiquitination; positive regulation of proteasomal ubiquitin-dependent protein catabolic process
Cellular component (GO): nucleus; cullin-RING ubiquitin ligase complex
Molecular function (GO): ubiquitin protein ligase binding; ubiquitin-like ligase-substrate adaptor activity
Source: RefSeq, a predicted model, not a curated record